AAGUAUGAACAGGUAUAAAAAGAGAGAAAGUCGAUGAAUAUGUCUCAGUCAUUGGCAGUAACCAAGACAGACAAAUCAGUCAGGCUGCAUUAUUGAACAGAACAAUGAAGUUGUUGGUCUUGGCUUUAACCAUCGCCCUGCUGUUUACAGCUGGUGAAGCCCUGAACUGCCACCGCUGUGUCUCCAAAAAGGCCGGAGGCACCUGUGAGCUCAGUGUGGAGACGUGUAAACCAGGGAAGGAUGGCUGCGCUGCUGCCAGGUUCCUCAGAGAACCAUAUGGCCAGUACCAGAAAUGCAUGGCUCUGUCAGACUGCGAGAUGCUGAAGACGAAUGCCUACAUCAACAUGAAGUGUUGUAGCGAUGACAUGUGCAACACCUUUUAACAUUCAAUAUAAAAAUCAAAGAACAUUACAAUCUGUUGGAGUAUGUGUACGUCUGUGCGAGGAAUUCAUCCCCCAGUGACUUCUGCAGGCUGCGAGCUGCUGUAGGCAUCUCCCUGGUGUGAGUGCAUGUACAAAUUCAAAGCAUUUACAUUUAAAAAAUGAAAUAAACACUGUAAACAUCUUA
Messenger RNA from Seriola aureovittata, 567 nucleotides. RefSeq names its product lymphocyte antigen 97, tandem duplicate 3 (gene ly97.3). Bases 105 to 383 code for a protein of 92 amino acids. NCBI's taxonomy places the organism in Eukaryota, Metazoa, Chordata, Actinopteri, Carangiformes, Carangidae. The record is from RefSeq and is a predicted model, not a curated record. The transcript is spliced from 4 exons.